UUCUCACCUUCGUCAAUCGGAAAUGUUUACGAAUACGUUGUUUUAAAGGGAACAUAUACUGUAUUUCAAAUAGUUUGGUUGUACGAGCCUGGGAAACUACUAAUUAAUUAAAAGACUUGUCUUCCGGAAAUGUUACCAUGACCACACGGACGUUUUAUGGGGUGAAUCGGCGUGAAUCGUAAAUGUUUAGAAAUACGUUGUAAAGCUUGCAUUUAAAAUAGUUUAUUUGGUUGUACGAGCCUUAUUCUAGCUGGGAAACUACUAACUAAUUAUUCAGUUUGAGCGAGCAAUGUCUGCUGUUCCGAGGUAAUCAAACGUUACUGCGUGCACAAUCUCGGCCAAAUGCCAUACAAAGAAGCUGCCAAGCCCCAUUGGACUCACAGCAACAAUAACUUUAGAUUCAUUUUUUUCCCUGAGGACCUGCAGACCCAACAAGAAGCAUCAUCAGUUUGGCCAUUACCCAAUAUAGGACAAAAGUUCACAUUCAACUUCCAAAUUCCCCCCGAUGCACCUAUAGACAACAUGGCAGCAGAGAUGUCGGACCCUCAAAAUGAAAAUUGUACCACAGUGCCCGGGGCUAGCUCAUUACUUGAACAGCCUCCACAGUCAAAAGCAAAAAAUACAAAGAAAUGUGGAAAGAAAAAGUUAAUGGCGAGUUCGGAGGCACCCAGACAGACAAGUGCAACUGAAGGGAGUCAAGAAGGCAAAAACACAGAGCUGAGUGCUGAAGAACAGUUUAAAAGACAGCUGGAUUGGUGCAUUGAGCAGCUGGAACUGGGAAUGAAGUCGCACAAAGCCACCCCAAAGCAGAGGGAGGAUGCAUCUCAUGGGCUUAAGACAUUACGCAGCUCCAAAGCUCCUCUGGUCAAGAAGAGGCAAGUGAUGAGAGCCAUGGCAGGAGAUUACAGGAAAAAAAUGGAAGAGGAAAAGAACAAGCAAUUUAAACUCAUCCGAAGCGAACUUGCAUCAGCUCAGGUCAAAGUAAAGUCGGGGUCACUCAAAAAAUCUGUUUUCCAUCGGAGAGCUGAAGGAAAACAGGAGGAGAACCAGCAUCAAAGUGAAGCUCAAGAAUCAAACCUGAAGACUCCUCAAGAAGGCUUUGUGUUCACUGCAUCGAAAGAGGAGUUUCGCUUCAAUUUUCUGUGAUUGCAACUUUGAGGAUAAACUUGUGUGCAGGUUUGAUGUUGGAAACAAUUGGCUCGCUUUUAGCUAAAUAAAGUGCAGUGUUAUUAGCAACAGCUCUCAGUCUGAUCACUGUGCAGGUUUACACUAACA
This is a messenger RNA of Dunckerocampus dactyliophorus (ringed pipefish), 1275 nucleotides long. RefSeq names its product chromosome 2 C8orf33 homolog (gene c2h8orf33). The coding region runs from base 343 to 1146 and encodes 267 amino acids. Lineage: Eukaryota; Metazoa; Chordata; Actinopteri; Syngnathiformes; Syngnathidae. The record is from RefSeq and is a predicted model, not a curated record. The transcript has 5 exons.